Lactuca sativa (garden lettuce) is the source of this 1399-nucleotide messenger RNA. RefSeq names its product Galactose mutarotase-like superfamily protein. NCBI's taxonomy places the organism in Eukaryota, Viridiplantae, Streptophyta, Magnoliopsida, Asterales, Asteraceae. The record is from RefSeq and is a predicted model, not a curated record. Gene Ontology annotation, molecular function: carbohydrate binding; aldose 1-epimerase activity. Gene Ontology annotation, biological process: glucose metabolic process; beta-D-galactose catabolic process via UDP-galactose, Leloir pathway.
AGGUAUCUAAACUUCCAUCAGAUCACCUCCGUGGGUCCAAUAAUACAUUCCGUGGAUCUCUCGAACUCUUUAUGUAGAUCGGCAUCUAAAUCCAAACCCAAUCGAUUUCUUCUCCUCUAAUGGUUAUAUAACUUCCAUAUAAUCGAUCUGAUCAUCAUUCAUCACUCAUCACUGCAAUCGUUACCAAUGGCGGACCAGAAACCACAGCUCUUUGAACUAAACAAUGGAACAAUGAAGGUUAUGGUGUCUAAUUAUGGUUGCAUCAUCACCUCCUUGUUCGUUCCUGAUAAAGACGGAAAAUUGGGUGAUGUUGUUCUUGGAUUUGACACUCUCGAACCCUACCUGAAUGGUUCUGCACCCUACUUUGGUUGCAUUGUUGGGAGAGUUGCAAACAGGAUUAAAGAGGGGAAGUUCACACUCAAUGGGACUGAAUAUUCUCUUCCAAUUAACAAUGGUCCAAACAGUCUCCAUGGUGGGCUUAAAGGAUUUGACAAGGUUGUUUGGGAAGUCGUUGAGCAUAAACAGGGAGACAAUCCAUCAAUAACCUUUAAAUACCAUGCUCGUGAUGGGGAAGAAGGUUACCCAGGAGACCUUUCCGUGAAAGCAACCUACACCCUGACAUCAAAAACAACAUUAUCUCUCACCAUGGAAGCCACACCGGAAAACAAACCAACUCCGGUCAACCUCGCCCAACACACCUACUUCAACCUCGCCGGCCACAACUCCGGCACCACCAUCCUCAACCACACCGCCCAAAUCUUCGCAAACCACAUCACUCCGGUCGACGAAACCCUAAUCCCAACCGGCGAAAUCAAACCUGUGGCCCAAACCCCGUUCGAUUUCACUACAGAGAAGAGAAUCGGGACUUCGAUUAAUGAAAUCGGAUUAGGGUAUGACCAUAAUUAUGUUCUCGAUAGUGGGGAAGAGAAAUUAGGGUUGAAACGCGCUGUGAAAUUGAAGGAUCCGGUGAGUUCUAGGGUUUUGAAUUUGUGGACGGAUGCUCCUGGAAUGCAAUUUUAUACGGGGAAUUAUGUGAGUGGGGUUGUGGGGAAAGGGGGAGCUGUUUAUGGGAAGCAUUCGGGUGUGUGUUUGGAGACACAAGGGUUUCCGGAUUCGGUUAAUAAAGAGAAUUUUCCGUCUGUAGUGGUUCAGACAGGUGGGAAGUAUAGGCAUAGGAUGGUUUAUGAGUUUUCGGUUGAAUGAGGUUUAUGUAAUUUUGUGUGAUUGGUUGGAAAUAAUGUUUGCACAAAAUAAUCAGUUUAGAGUGUUGAAUAAGAUAUAAGAAUAUUAGAAAAAAGUUGGAUUCAAUCAAGUGAUUCUUUUGGUUGUGAUAGUUCAAAUAUUGUAAAGAAAUGACCAUGCAUUUAACAAAAAAAGAAGUAUCAAGAAACAACAAAAA